UCACCAACAGCACAAAAGAACCUUUCACUUUUCUCUCCCACUCUUUUACAACUCACAUAUAUAUCACUUUACGUAAACGGUAAACCACACUAUUCAACACACACAACCAUGGCCUCUUCACAAGCCCUCUUUUUGCUGACAUUGUCUAUGGUUUUAAUUUCUUUUUCAUUAGCUCAGUCCCCCAUGAUGGCUCCUUCUGGCUCAAUGUCCAUGCCACCAAUGCCUAGCGGCGGCUCUCCGAUGCCAAUGAUGACUCCACCUCCUAUGCCGAUGAUGACUCCACCUCCUAUGCCUAUGACUCCACCUCCUAUGCCCAUGGCUCCACCACCAAUGCCCAUGGCUCCAUCACCUAUGACGCCAAUGAGUCCAUCAACUACUCCUAUGGGCCCAAGCCCCGCAUCAGUCCCUGACAUGGCUUCCCCACCGAUGCCGGCAAUGGAAUCUGCUCCUUCUCCGGGACCCAUGCCACCAACAAUGGCCUCCCCGGAUUCAGGAGCUUUCAAUGUAAGAAACGACGUUGUAGCAUUUUCUUUCGUUGUGGCAGCUCAUUUGCUCCUCGUUUGAGAUUAUGUUGCAUUGGUCAGCUUCGUUUUCUUGUAAUUUACUUUUAUUUUUUCGAGCCAAUAGUUUUCAUCGUUUUAUCAUGUUUGCCUUUCAUAUGUACGAUUCAGACAUCUGCUUGGUUAAUAAAUUUAUCGUUGAUGUAUGUGAUAAAAAUUAA
This is a messenger RNA of Brassica oleracea var. oleracea, 721 nucleotides long. RefSeq names its product lysine-rich arabinogalactan protein 19. The record is from RefSeq and is a predicted model, not a curated record. NCBI's taxonomy places the organism in Eukaryota, Viridiplantae, Streptophyta, Magnoliopsida, Brassicales, Brassicaceae. Bases 109 to 564 code for a protein of 151 amino acids. The transcript has a single exon.